AUGGCUGCACAGGAGUUACGCUGGCUCACCUACCUGCUGAUUGACUUGGGAGAGAGGCCUCGUUCUCCUCCAGGGUGUUCCCCCUCCCCCUUUACCCCCUCCAACGCUUCUGCUGCUGCUGUUGACUUCCUUGGUGCUGAGGAGGUCGGCGCUGCUUCUGCUCCUAGUGGGAAGCGUCGCAGCGGCAAGGGCAGGGGUGGUGGUGGCGGGGGGGGGGGGGGGGGGGGGGGGGGGGGGGACGGUGGUGGAGGCGGCGGGGGUGGUGGAGGUGGCGGAGGUGGCAGUGGGAGUGGUGGCGGGAGUGGAGGCAUCGGUGGCGGCGGCCGCGGUAGUAGUGGGAGUGGAGGCGUCGGAGGUGGCGGUAGUGGGAGCGGUAGCGGCAGAGGCAGCAGCGGCGGUGGUGACGGCAGUGGGAGCGGUGGUGGCGGCAGUGGUGGCGGCUUGCUUAGGCGCGAUGUGGAUAUUUUUACUCUUGACUUUGAUGCUAUUCUUGCUGCCAUGUAUGCAUUGACUGUUAGUGCUGAGGGUGACUGUUACCUGUGUGUGCCGCCCGACCCAGGUAUAGCGGCUGCUGCUCUAGGUGCUAGUGAGUCUGCUCUCUCUGGUACUGUGCCUGCUGAGGCCUUGCACACCUUCACGUUUGACUCAGUUCUUGCACGUUCCACCACUGUUCUCCCGUGUCCGGCGGUUCCGUCCGGCUCGCUGUCAGGUCUCCACCUCCCCUUGUUCUCGACGAACUUGUGUGCGGAGCCUAGGGGUGCUGAGCCUGGGGGUGCUGAGCCUGAGGGUGCGGAGCCUAGGGAUGCUAAGCCUGGGGGUGCUGAGCCUGGGGGUACUGAGUCUGGGGGUGCUGCGCCUAGGGGUACUGCUUCUCUACUACGGGAGCCUCUCUCAUCGCAGCAGCUGUGCGAAUGGUACAUUCAACAGCUCCGCCUUCGGAGUGCUGCUGCUGGAGAGGGAGGCCUUGGAGCUGACAGUCCUGGAGGUGCUGGAGGUACUGCUGGUACUGGAGGUACCGGAGGAGCUGGAGCUGCUAGUCUUGGAGGUGCUCGUACUGGAGGUACUGGAGCUGCCGGGGCUGGUGGUGCUGGUGGUACUGGUGGUGCUGGUGGUGCUGACACUACUAGUCCUGGAGGUGCUCGUACUGGAGGUUCUGGAGGUACUCAAUCGCCGCAGCAGCUACGCGAGUGGUACGCUCAGCGCUGCCGCCUUCAGAGUGGCGCUGCGGGGGCUGGAGGCACUACGGCUGGAGACGCAGGAGCUGGAGGUACUGGAGCGGCCGGAGCUGGUGGUGCUGCGGACUCAGGAGCAAGAGGCACUAGAGCUAUAGGCACUGGAGCUGGUGACCCGGGAGCUGGAGGCCCUGGAGCUGGAGGUACUGGUGCUGGAGGUACUGGAGCUGCUGGAGGCCCUGGAGCUGCUGGAACUAGAUCUGGAGGUGCUGGUGCUGGAGGAGCUGGUGCUGGUGGUUCUUAG
Molecule: messenger RNA, 1476 nt
Organism: Closterium sp. Yama58-4
Lineage: Eukaryota; Viridiplantae; Streptophyta; Zygnematophyceae; Desmidiales; Closteriaceae
Source: the annotation of a GenBank genome assembly